Salvia splendens (bonfire salvia) is the source of this 833-nucleotide messenger RNA. RefSeq lists its product as uncharacterized. The coding region runs from base 222 to 737 and encodes 171 amino acids. NCBI's taxonomy places the organism in Eukaryota, Viridiplantae, Streptophyta, Magnoliopsida, Lamiales, Lamiaceae. The transcript has a single exon. The record is from RefSeq and is a predicted model, not a curated record.
UUAGAGAAUACUAUUUUGGUAGUAGGAGUAUUUAAUAGUAGAGUCAGUUGGCAUUCAAGGUUAUCCCCAAUCUAUAUUUUUUGAUUUGACUUCAUUAUUAUCAAACCAAAAGAUAGGUCCCAAAACAACUACUUUCUUCAUUCUCCAUUCUUCUUUUUUUGCUAUACAAAAUAAACAACCAUUUCUAGUCUUUAGAGAGAGAGAAAAAGAGAGGCGCCAAGAUGAGCAAAAAAGCGAGCCAACAACAAAGCCUGUUUGUGUUCAUAAUCACCACUCCAUACCGAGCCCUCUGCAAGGCCCGCGACUUCUACGUGAAAAGCAUGCUAAACUGCGCGAAUUCAAACGCCAUCGGGCUGCAUAGCUCCGUGCAGCCCGGCCCAGCCCUGCCUCGGAGCUUCAGCGCGACAAUUUCGUCACGGUCUCGCCGCGACGACGACGCGGACUACCGCGAGCUGGUGCGGGCUGCUUCUGCCCGCACCAUCGGCAGCAGGGUCGAUCUCGAUGCCUACGUGAAGCAGGAGCGGAAGGCGAAGCCCGGCCCGCGUGCCUUGCCGUCUAGAAGCGCCAGCGUGGCAAUGGGGAGAAUUGAUGAGGAGAGGCCAACUGGAUAUUUUGGUGAAGAUAUUAAAAUUGGUAAUAUUAAUAAAUUUGAUAAUGGUAGAAUUGUUGAUAGGAAGAGUGAAUUGAAGUAUCCAAGAAGCAAAAGUCAUGCCGCGGUGAGAACGGCAUUGCUUUGAUAUUUUGUUUACUUACCCGUGUGGAAGUGGAACCAUUUAUCCUCUUUUUUUUAUUUCUUUUUUUGCGAUAAAUUAAUAUACUCCUACUUCAAUGUA